Molecule: messenger RNA, 1634 nt
Organism: Patella vulgata (common limpet)
Lineage: Eukaryota; Metazoa; Mollusca; Gastropoda; Patellidae
Exons: 4
Coding region: 116-1210 (364 amino acids)
Source: RefSeq, a predicted model, not a curated record
CAUUAGCCUAAUCAUUCGUUUUCCCUUUGGCGUAAACAGGAAAAAGACAAAUUUCUGAAAAAUAGAGAGGAAGUAAGGAGGAACUCCCUGGAGAAAGUGAUGACUUGAUAAAGAAAUGAAGAACCUUUUACCAAACUACGUUGUUACAACAUUUCUACAUAAUGGUAAAAGGUACACACAACGUAGAAUAAUAUUGGCUUCAGUCUUACUUCUAUUUUCUGGAUUGGUUUACUUAAUAUAUCAUGUUACUUUCAAUAUUGGUAUCUGGUAUGGAAAUCCUUAUGUUGGAACAUGGUGUCGAUACGAAAAGGUACCAAAAUUUGCGGUUAAACAUGAACCUGAUGAAAUAACAGUUGUUACUUCACUCUUUGAUUUAGGUUUAGUUAAAAAAGGAAAUGGAUUAUUAGACUAUCAUUCUCCAUUUAAAUAUAAACAGUGGGUUCGGCCUUUUAGUAAACUGACCAAUCCUGUGGUUGUAUUUGUGGAAGAUGACGAGACAGCCGAAUAUGUUAAAAAAGUGCGGAGUUGUAUUCCAACUACACAUACUAAAAUUAUUAAAGUGAAAAGAAAAGAUUUGUGGGCUUUUUCACUUUUUCGUCAAAUUAAGGAUAUAUUUUCUCAGUCUGUUUAUCCAAAACAUUAUCCGUAUACCACAAGUGCUGAAUUUUCUUGUUUAAUCCAUGCUAAAUAUGAAUUUUUACUGAACGUUACUCAAGAGAACUAUUUUAAAACGCCAUAUUUUGCUUGGGUGGAUGUGACUGCUUUUCGUAAACUUGAUGAAUCAGGGACUGGGAUCUUUAAACUCAUACCACCAAGUAAAUUUAACCGUGAAAAAGUUGGUUUUACCCAAGUGGGGCCUCACGAUCCUCAUUUAGAUUUGGCCUUUGUUAUGAUGUAUCGUGCUGUUUGGGUGUCGGGUAGUAUGGUACUUGGCACUAACAGUACUAUAAAACAGUUUGUUCAAGUGUAUAAAAAGAGUGUGGAAAGUUUAUUAGAUAAUGGGUUAGCUAAUACUGAUGAACAUAUUAUUUAUGCAAUGUAUACACAGAAAAUGAAGCAGCCCGAUCAAGUAAAAAUUCAUACGUAUCGCUGUCAUCAAGGCCAACUUGGAUUAACAGGAAAAGAUGCUUAUUAUUACUGUCUACUUUAUUUAUGUAAAUACACGUGGGAGAAUAUUCAUGGGGGUGUGGCUUCAAAAAUAGGGUUGUGAUUUAAAUUUUCAUAUGUGGCAGUAUUUUACAAAUUAUAUAAAGCAUAUCAUUUUCCCAAACUUCUUUUUUUGUAACAUUUACAUGUUUUAAGAUUUUUUAAUAUAAAGCAUAUCAUUUUCCGAAACUUCUUUUUAAUUGUACCAUAAUAUACAUGUUCUAAGAUUUACUACAUUCCCGUUUGAUUUAAAGGUAUAGUUUUUUAUGUUAUUAAAUUCAUUUUGUCAUUAUUUUUAUAGAAUAAAUAUUAUAACUCUAUAAAAGUGCCACAUUUACUGCCAAAGACACAAAAGGACCUGUUUCAUUAAGUUUACAGAAAAUUUGGUUAAAGACAUCCAAAAACCAUGUUCCUAGCCAUACAUUGGGUGUCUGGUUCAUACAGUAUAUUUCAUUUAUAGCAAUUUUUAUUAAAACAUUUUACUUGUU